Messenger RNA from Fukomys damarensis (Damara mole-rat), 2797 nucleotides. It is a transcript of the gene Prrg1, whose product is annotated as proline rich and Gla domain 1. The transcript has 4 exons. Gene Ontology annotation, cellular component: extracellular region. Gene Ontology annotation, molecular function: calcium ion binding. The record is from RefSeq and is a predicted model, not a curated record. The coding region runs from base 173 to 829 and encodes 218 amino acids. NCBI's taxonomy places the organism in Eukaryota, Metazoa, Chordata, Mammalia, Rodentia, Bathyergidae.
GCUUCCUACCUCGCUUCCUCCUUUCUGGGCUGCUCCCGGCUCCCGGCUCCCCACUAAGCGCAGCAGGAGGGGGAGCGUGCAGGCGCCCAGCGCAGCUCUCAGAACUCGGAAUAGCGGGACUGGGGACCCGUGAGGAUCAUCAUCUGGGACCUGCCUGAGGCCACGAGAAAACAUGGGGAGAGUUUUCCUCACAGAAGAAAAGGCCAAUUCUGUAUUAAGACGCUACCGAAGAGCUAAUACGCUUUUUGAAGAAAUCAGACAGGGCAAUAUUGAACGUGAGUGCAAAGAAGAGGUCUGCACAUUUGAAGAAGCCAGAGAAGCUUUUGAAAAUAAUGAAAAAACUAAGGAGUUUUGGAACACCUACACAAAAGCACACCAAGGAGAGAGUAACAGAGGAAGUGACUGGUUUCAGUUUUACCUUACCUUUCCAUUAAUUUUUGGCCUCUUUAUUAUCCUCCUUGUCAUUUUCCUAAUCUGGAGAUGCUUUCUAAGAAACAAAACUCGUAGACAGACAGUGACUGAAGGCCACAUUCCUUUCCCUCAGCACCUUAAUAUUAUCACUCCUCCUCCACCACAAGAUGAAGUGUUUGAUAGCAGUGGAUUGUCUCCAGGCUUUCUGGAAUAUGUAGUUGGGCGCUCAGAUUCUGUCUCCACUCGCCUGUCCAACUGUGAUCCACCACCGACCUAUGAGGAAGCCACUGGCCAGGUGAACCUACAGAGAAGUGAAACAGAACCUCAUUUAGAUCCACCCCCAGAAUAUGAUGACAUAGUCAACUCCAGCUCAGCCAGUGCCAUUGCUAUGGUGCCUGUGGUCACCACCAUCAAAUGAAGCUACAAACUUUAUACUGUCAUCAUUUUAAAAAUACUAAUGAAAGAACUUUCUAGCACUUUACCACUACAUAAAUGUACAUUGACUUAUUUUAUUAAACUCUUACAGCAUACCACUUCACCAUUACUGGUCUGAUUUACUUUAGUGUUGUUUCCAGUACAAAAUCAUUAUGUGUGCUCAUUUUUGCUAGAGUAAAUAUGUGAAAAGGGAAAACACACCAGUUGGUGUAUUCAUGCACGGAAAUAUACGUUAAGUCAGUGUAUGUGCAAUUAUCUUAAAAAUCUAUUAACUUCUAUCUAAAUCACCUUCAAAGAGAGCAUUACUCACAAAAAUUGGGGAAAAAAGAGACAUUGACAAUUUAUGUAAUAGAUAGCAAGUAACAUGUUACAGAAUUUUGCCAAAUGUAUGUACCUAGCAUGUUUUCUAAUUUUUAUAGGCUUUUGUGAAGCUCUGGUUUCCCCAUCUACCUUAAAAAGGGAAAAAUGUGUGGAGUCACUCUUGAUUUUAGGAAUAUCUCAGAAAGAAAGCAUAUUUACAUAGUGAGGAAUGACUUAUUAUAGUUAUAGAAAGGAAAUUACUGGUCAAGUGUGAUCGGUGCCUCACUUUAUACUAGGACUUUUAUUCUUCCCCAAAUGAAACACUUAGCUUGGCUUAGCAUCUUUGAAUACCUAAUGCUAUUUAUAUUAACAUCUCACUGGGGAGGAUUUCUGGCAAUAGAAUAAAUUCUAAGUGGAUAUAUAUAUAUAUAUAUAUUUAAUAACAGAUAUGGAUUAUUCCUUUGCUUCUGGGAAAGAGUAAUAAUUAUUUUCUUCUUCCCAUUUCAUAGCCUUUUAGUCGCCUGUUUACGCUGUCUCCUACCACCAUAGAAUCUUCAGUCACCCAAGAUUUUAGUUAAAAUAAAACUGAGAUUGUUUUCUUGAAGUCUUUGCCUGAAGAUUAUUAGGAGACAAUUUUCUAUUACAUUAUGUGCUGUGAUUUUUUUAUUGCUCUUCACUUGGUGCAAAAAUAUUGUAAAGAAUUUGUUAUGGCAGAUGGACACUAAAUUAUAGCCACACCUAGAUCUCAUUAUUGUUGCUAUUUCAUUUUGAAUUUUCAUCAGACUUCUUAAAACUACAGUGCUUUGGCUUUUCCUUUGGAGCAGAGGGGACUGGCCAUGAAUGAACUGCCAAUAUAAACUGACUCAGAAAGGAAAAUGGGGUCAAAGGAAAUAUUUUGUGUGCAAGUAAUUUGUAAAAUAUUAAGAGCUAUUCAAGUGUAAGAUCCUUGUGUUAUUAUUGUGCUUCAUAGGGGAUUUUCUCCAAACUUGAGUGGAGCUUUCACAUAGUGAAAAAUGGAUCAGGCUGCUCCAUAAAUCGUCAACAUUACUAACCUAUGUGAGUGGACUGUUACUUAAUCCCUCCAACUCACUGAUGUACACCAAAGCUGUGCCAAUUUAAGGAUAAUUGCCAACCAGCAGAAACAGCAUGAAAAAUGUUGGAAAACAAACCAAAGUGUUUCAGUUAGAUAACAGGUGUCAUAGCUUUCAUAGACUAAAAAAUGAUCAUAUCUUGAUAAUUUCAGAAAUGACAAUUAUUUUGAAUUAUGCCAUGCAUACAUGGUGACCUUUGGUUUCCAAUACAUAUGAAAGUGGGAGUGUUUGAUCCAGCAGUGAUUUAUGUAUGUGUGAAGAUUUGGUUUGUUUUUAAUGAAAAUUAAGGCUCUUUUUGUGUAGACUUUUAUUGGUAGCACCAGGCUUUAUAUUAGAGCAGCACUUUUCCAAGUAUGGCCCUUGGAUUCCUGGAGUUCUUGAAAACCUUCCAGAGGAUCUAUGAGGCCAAAAUAUUUUCAUCAUAUUACUAGUACAUUAUUUGUCUUUUCACUAUGAUUUUCUCAACAAAGAUUUGAAAAUGUGUAAAACAGUGUCCCUACACAUUUUUUUCUGUUUUAAAAAACAUGACUAUUUUUCAUUAAAAUUUUAUUUAUGUUGGC